Molecule: messenger RNA, 1468 nt
Organism: Paramecium pentaurelia
Lineage: Eukaryota; Ciliophora; Oligohymenophorea; Peniculida; Parameciidae
Source: the annotation of a GenBank genome assembly
AUGUUUCGAUUGUCUUCACAAAGUCAUAACUUUAUUGUAUUUUCAAUCUUUGCUUUACUAAUCUCAUCCUGCUAAGCAAUCAAUAAUUUGAAAGGGCACAUUGAGGGUAUAUUUAUAAUAACAGUUAGGUCGUCAUAAUAGGCAUUUUUAUUCAAACGAUUAGAAGGACAACCCAAUAAUAGCCAUAAUUAUUGGAGUCUUAGUUAUUUUUGGUGCAUCAGCUUUGUUAUGGUACAAUGAGAGAAGGUUUUUUAUUUAUCACAUCAAAAUAAUAGAUAGGCAAUUACGGAAUAUAGAUUAGAAUAAGCAAAAAAAUAAUGCAUAUCAGUCAACUCUUCGGAAGUUAAUCCUAAUACCAAUCAUUAAUUGAUUCAUAUAAAUGGUAUUAAUUAAACAAUAUUAAUAUAAUAGGUGAAAGCAGAACUAGUGAACUAGUAGAGGAUGCUGCUUUUGGUUUGUCAUUGAAAGAUUGUAUUAAAUUAGUGAGAAAAGUAGAAAUGUACUAAUGGGUACGCAAAUCAAGAAAAAAUAGAAGAGUUGGUUAUUAUUAUGUUUAAGAAUGGAGUUCAACUUUCCAUUCAGAUUGCGAUGAGGAACACAAUAAUGACAAGUCUAAAUGGAUUUUAGAAGAAUAGAUAAAAGUUAAUUAGAACGUUCGCAUAGGUGCUUAUUUAAUGAGCAAGUCUUUGGCAGAAUAAACUAAUGCAAAUGAGAAUAUACUAAUGUUUUCAAAUAAUGCAUAAGCAGUUUCUAAUUUUUACAAAUAUUCAUAGGGAUUUUAGGAUUUGUACAAAUAUAUCUAUAUUUUAGUGAAGCAAAUGGACCAUAUAUAUAUUUCUAAUAAAAUAAAGGAACUGUCACUCUAAAUGAUUUGAGAGUUUCAUUCGAUGCUGCAAGAACUGGUCCUACAACUGUUGUUUCUCAAUAAGAUUAUGAUUCAUUUACACCUUUUAUUAUUCAUGAUAAAUUUGAAUAGACUUUAACUAGAGAUGAAAAUUUGGAAGAUUUGUAAUUAUCAUGUACUACUUGCUUUUGUAUCUGUUGUAAACUUUGUAGAUCACUUGAAAAACCUCUCAUUUAAAUAGAUUGGAUUUUCGAAUCAACUUUAACAUUAAAUUAAGUUUUUUAAAAUUAAGCAGAAGAAAAUGCAUGUAUUACAUUGGGAAAUAGAAUUGCUGGUUAUGUGGUGAUGGUAAUAUAUUAAUUUAUUUGAUAGGGAAUAGGUUUUUGUAUGAUAUUUUCACCAAUUACUUGGUUGUUAUCUUGGUUUCCAAUGAUUGGAACUUUUUUAGCUUCUUUUACAGGUUUUAUUUUCUUUUUAGUAAGUUUUAUUAUUUCAAUUCCAUUUUCACUGUUAACAAUAGCUUUUGCAUGGUUAAUUUAUCAUCCAAAAUAUGGAAUCGCUUUAAUUGCUCUAUCUGGUUUAAUUAGUGCAGGAAUAUACUUUUACAUAAAAAGUUAAAGUUGA